Molecule: messenger RNA, 2978 nt
Organism: Entelurus aequoreus (snake pipefish)
Lineage: Eukaryota; Metazoa; Chordata; Actinopteri; Syngnathiformes; Syngnathidae
Product: zinc finger protein 287-like
Exons: 4
Coding region: 429-2159 (576 amino acids)
Biological process (GO): negative regulation of transcription by RNA polymerase II; regulation of cytokine production; regulation of immune system process
Source: RefSeq, a predicted model, not a curated record
AAGAAGAAGAAGAAGAAGAAGAAGAAGACAUUUUCUCGGUUUGUUUAUCCCUCUCGGCCUUUGACCCGUCAAUUGAGAGUCUCGCGAGAACGAGACCAACUGGUCCAUCCAAAGAAGACGAAGGAGUAAAAAGCAAAAUGGCGUUUGACAGAGAAGGCCUAAACGUGGCCACUGGCCAUUAUUGUUUCUCUAUUUGUAUUUAGUGCAUACCUGUUCGCAUAUAUGUCGUGUAUGUAGAUGAAACAUUGUUAGUAUCCGGAUAUAUUAGCCUGAGCGCACAUUAUCAAGUCUUAGCUUGCUAGUUAGCUUAGCUUGUUAGCUGCUAACAAAAAGACGCGGACGUUAUCAACACAUCGCUAAGUAGAGAUCAAAUGUGAGUGUAAAGUGUUGUGAUUGGGUGAAAAUGUGCGAAAGAACCGUAGCAAAGUAUGAGGAGGAACGUCGUUCAACAAAAGAGGAGAAGGAGCGACAACAUCAACUACUGGACGCUGUUUUCAAGACACAUCAAGUCAGAUUCCCAGCAGCCCGCCCCCAUUAAAGAGGAAGAUGAGGAUCCACAGCCCACCCACAUGAAAGAGGAAGAGGAUGAUCCACAGCCCACCUACCUGAAAGAGGAAGAGGAGGAAGUGUGGAUCACUCAGGAGGGAGAGUGUGUUGUAGGGCAGGAGGACGAUGAUGUCAGCAAGUUUCCACUGACUGUUGUCUCUGUGAAGACUGAAGAGCAUGAAGACAAAGCACCUGAGUCCUCACAGCUUCAUCACAGUCCAAACGCCCAGCAGCCCCCCCACAUUAAAGAGGAAGAUGAGGAGCCACAGCCCACCCACAUCAAAGAGGAAGAGGAGGAUCCACAGCCCACCCACGUGAAAGAGGAAGAGGAGGAAGUGUGGAUCACUCAGGAGGGAGAGUGUGUUGUAGGGCAGGAGGAGGAUGAUGUCAGCAAGUUUCCACUGACUGUUGUCUCUGUGAAGACUGAAGAGCAUGAAGACAAAGCACCUGAGUCCUCACAGCUUCAUCACAGUCCAAACGUCCAGCGGGUGUCAGCGGGGAGUCACGAAGAGGCGUGGCACACCAGUGUGGGACAGAAGGAGCUGCAGGCCCCCUCCCACAUUAAGGAGGAGCAGCUUCAUGAUGAAGAUGAAGCUCAGUCCUUGCAGCUUCAUCACAGUCAAAGUGAGGAGAACAAAGGGGCGGAGCUUGUAAGUCAACACAUCACAGAAGCUGAUGGAGAGCAUUGUGAAGAUAUAAAGUCAGAACCAGACAGCAUCUUUGCUCCACUGUCAGACAUGGACCACAUGAUGUCACACUCUUCUGAUCACGGUGACCACAUCCAAAAACCUUUGGAGAGUAAAAAUGACUCUAAAGGUGAGAGGAGACAUCUCACUAACAACAAACACUUUGACUGCUCUGAAUGUGGGAAAUCAUUUAGACACAAGAAUGAUUUUACAAGACACGUGAGAAUACAUACUGGAGAGAAACCUUUUACUUGCUCUGUUUGUAAGAAGAGUUUCUCCACAAAACAUUACAUAACCACACACAUGAGAAUACACACGGGAGAGAAACCUUUUACUUGCUCCGUUUGUGAGAAGAUUUUCUCCAGAAAGGGUGACAUGACCAUGCACAUGAGAACACACACUGGAGAGAAACCUUUUCCUUGCUCCGUUUGUAAGAAGAGUUUCUCCAGAAAGGGUGACAUGACCAUACACAUGAGAACACACACUGGAGAGAAACCUUUUGCGUGCUCAGCUUGCGCUAAAAGAUUCAACACUAAGAAUGUCAUGACCGCACACAUGAGAAUACACACAGAUGAGAAAUAUGUUCCUUGCCCUGUUUGUAAGAAGAGUUUGUCCUGUAAGCAAAGCAUGACCAGACACAUGAGAACACACACUGGAGAGAAACAUUUUGCUUGCUCGGCUUGUGCUAAAAUAUUCAACACUAAAAAGAAAAUUAUAUCACACAUGAGAACACACACAGGCGAGAAACCUUUUACUUGCUCUGUUUGUAAGAAGAGUUUCUCCUGUAAGCAAAACAUGACCACACACAUGAGAACACACACUGGAGAGAAACCGUUUAGUUGCACUGUGUGCGAUAAGAUGUUCAGGUUUAAGAAUCAGGUCAGUAAACACAAGUGUGUAACAGUCAUGGAAGUUGCAGGGAUUUAAAAACACUUAAAGGCCUACUGAAAUGAAAUGUUCUUAUUUAAAUGGGGAUAGCAGAUCCAUUCUUUGUGUCAUACUUGAUCAUUUCGCGAUAUUGCCAUAUUUUUGCUGAAAGGAUUUAGUAGAGAACAUCGACGAUAAAGUUCGCAACUUUUGCUCGCUGAUAAAGAAGCCUUGCCUGUACCGGAAGUAGCGUGACGUCACAGGUUGUGGAGCGCCUCACAUCUGCACAUUGUUUACAAUCAUGGCCACCAGCAGAAGUAGCGUGACGUCACAGCUUGUGGAGCGCCUCACAUCUGCACAUUGUUUACAAUCAUGGCCACCAGCAGAAGUAGCGUGAUGUCACAGGUUGUGGAGCGUCUCACAUCUGCACAUUGUUUACAAUCAUGGCCACCAGUCACGAUUACCCCAUUAAUUUGAGCGAGGAUGAAAGAUUUGUGGAUGAGGAACGUGAGAGUGAAGGAUUAGAGGGCAGUGCAAUGCAACACCCACAUUUCUCACCCGAUUUGAACUGUUCUACCAUCCACACACUCCACUCACCUUGGACAAUGAAGUUUAAAAAAAUCCAGGAAUUCCCAGAAUUCCCGGUUUUCUACAGCCCUAUUUGCACCUCUUCCUGGAAAGUUUUCAAAGUCCACAUUUUUCAACUGUUUUUGAUCAUUGCACCUUUAAAACAUUCCUCGUAGUGGGGAAAACAAACGCACCUGUUUUUUGUUCAAAUUUCUGUUUUUUCCGAAAUUCCAGGAAUUCCUAAAUACCCAUUCUCAAUUCAAACUGAAUUUCCAAUUGAUUCGAAAACAUUCCAAAACCAACCCAUUCAUA